AUGGCUUCAUCGGACGGGGAUGUGCGUUCCUUGGAGAUCCCUGAAAAGACGACACCCGACGUCCCAGACUCCCUCGUCAAAACCUUCAAUACGCGCUCCUAUUUCGCUCUCCUCUGGAAGAUGUGUCUUCACAUUCUCCAUAUCAGCCCUUAUUCACUAUUUUCUCCCCUUCGCAAGCUCCAUGCCGAUACGUCCCUUACAUACUACAACGAAACCUUCUCUCAAGAGCUGUGCCGACUCAUCACGCACGGUGCUAUAGCUGGAAAUCGCAAACGUCUUACUCUUCUCUUACAGUUUGCUGUCAUCUGCCGCACCGACGAUCGUCGACACUGGAAUCUGCCAGUCACCCAUGAUGUCGAAGUCCUACAAGAGUUGCGUAAAGCUAUCGCUACUUCAGAGGAUCCUCUACCCACUUCGAUACCCGACAUGCUCAACGAUCUCCUGCUCCAAGUCCUCCCUAGUCCCUCCGACGAAGUCAACUCUGGCAACCUUCCUGAAGGCCCUCCGUAUUCCUGGAGCUGCGAAACCCUGCCUGUCCUGAUGAGUCACCUCAGUUGCAUCGCCCGCGAGAGUUCCACGGACGCCUCUGGUCCCAACGUCACCAUCUACCAGGGGUUUGACGUUUAUAGCGUCUCCACGAUCGAUCUUCAGAAUAUCCGAAAGGCAAUCGACAUUGUCAGCAUUUUCAACAGUCCAAAAAGUGACCUCUCGUUUAGUGUACAGAGCUACUUCGACAAGUACAAAUCCCGUUGGCCUCUCGACGACCGUGCACCGCGCGACAGAAAGGAGUUGAAGAGGUUUAUAAAAGCUUCAUAUCGUGAGAAUUAUCGGAAAAUUAUCGAUGCUCAGAAACUUGCUGGUCGUUAG
This is a messenger RNA of Fusarium sp. VM40, 867 nucleotides long. Lineage: Eukaryota; Fungi; Ascomycota; Sordariomycetes; Hypocreales; Nectriaceae. The record is from the annotation of a GenBank genome assembly.